Hydra vulgaris (swiftwater hydra) is the source of this 1199-nucleotide messenger RNA. RefSeq names its product phospholipid phosphatase 1. Gene Ontology annotation, biological process: phospholipid dephosphorylation; signal transduction; phospholipid metabolic process. Gene Ontology annotation, cellular component: plasma membrane. The record is from RefSeq and is a predicted model, not a curated record. Lineage: Eukaryota; Metazoa; Cnidaria; Hydrozoa; Anthoathecata; Hydridae. Gene Ontology annotation, molecular function: phosphatidate phosphatase activity.
UAUUUGUAUUUUAGCUUUAUUUUACGUCUGACGAACUAAUCGGACAGAAAGAUUAAAAAAAUUAACAAAAAUACUUAUGUUUUUGCAACAUAUUUAAAAACCAAGUACUGCAAUAAAAGUCAUUGACACGCUUUAUGAGCCAAGAAAUAUAUUAACGAAUACUACUUUAAAUGGUUGCGAUCAAAUACAUAUUUAUUACUGUCAAUAUUAUACUAUGUCUUUCAUUUGGAUUUGGUGUGCUUGCGUUUUACAAAAUCGGAAAACCAUAUGUACGGGGUUAUUAUUGUUUUGAUGAAAGUAUAAGCAAGCCAUUGAAAAAUGAUACUGUUACUGUUUCUGCUUUGCUUGCUUUCGUUUUUACUCUUUAUCCUGUGUGUAUUAUUAUAGUAGAAGGGAUUAAAAUGAGCAACAAAGUAAAAAUUAUUUCGACAAAUUUUAUAAUAAAGGUUGUUCGUCAUGUUUUACAUAAUCUCUGGAUUUUUAUUUAUGGAGCUGGAAUAACAAUGUUUAUCACUGAUGUUGGAAAAUAUUCUAUUGGUAGGCUUCGACCCCAUUACCUUACUCUGUGUAAACCAGAUUGGUCAAACAUAAAUUGUAGUUAUACUUUUGGAGGUAAAGCUUUUAUUGUUGGUGACGAUUUCUGUCGGGUACCAAACAGAGCAUUACUAAAAGAUGCAAGAAUGUCUUUCCCAUCAGGACACACAUCCUUUGCAGUUUAUUGUGCAACAUUUAUGAUUUUGUACCUUCAAUUAUAUCCGUUCUCAAUACCUCAGCGUAGAAGAUUUUCCUUUUUGUUACUAUUUAUUCAAGUAAUUUUAUCUUGUUUGGCCAUUUUGACUGGGUUGUCUCGCAUUUCAGAUUAUAAGCACCAUCCUACUGAUGUAAUUGCAGGUGGAAUUGUUGGAUUGGCUGUAGCAUUUACUAUUUUUUUUAAUGUACUCAAGUAUGUUGAUCUAUCUUCGAGUGAAAAAACGUUAUCUUUGAUCCCCAGUUACCACCGUCAGUUACCACCAGUUACCAAUGAUCGCCAAUUAAACGACAUUGUGGUUAAGUAAUAAUUUAAAAAGUAAUUUUUCAUUAAGUUGCAAAUCAUAUUUUGUAACAUAAAAUAGUUUUUUAAAGUGUCUGGCACACAAUUUUUUAUUUUUUUUAGGUUAUAACUUAAAUUUUUUACAAAGAAAACAGAAAAUUAAAUCGCA